UUUGUUUGUAUGGAGAUGUCAAUUAUGCUCGUUCACUUGUUGUUUUCUUGAAAUGAUCAGUGUAUUGUGUGACCAAAGUUUGUUGAAUGAAUCAAGAUCCUCGAAUUGAUACUAUGGAUUCGAGCCUAUUUGGCAAAAAAUCCAAUUCCGAAUUAGCCUCUUUGUUCGAAUGUCCCGUUUGUUUCGAAUACAUUUUGCCACCGAUCCUGCAAUGUCAGAAUGGCCAUCUUGUUUGUCAGGCCUGUCGAAAGAUGAUAACCACAUGUCCGACGUGUCGAAUUCAGAUUACGUCGAAUAUCCGCAAUCUGCAAAUGGAAAAAGUGGCUUCCAGUGUCUUUUUUCCAUGUAAAUACUCGAUACUUGGCUGUAAAAAUCAGCUUCUUUACCAAGAUAAACCGGGCCACGAAGAAGUUUGUGGCCACAAACCCUACAUAUGUCCAUGUCCAGGAACCAGUUGUAAAUGGCAAGGACCAAUCGAUCAGGUGAUGCCGCAUCUAAUGUCGCAACACAAAAGCAUCACGACACUGGAAGGCGAGGACAUUGUAUUUCUGGCCACCGACAUCAAUCUGAGCGGGGCAGUCGAUUGGGUGAUGAUUCAGUCAUGUUUUUCGCACCAUUUCAUGUUGGUUCUCGAAAAACAGGAAAAAUAUGGCCGACAACAAUUUUAUGCGGUCGUCCAGAUUAUCGGCUCUGAAAUGCAAGCCGAAAAUUUCAUUUACCGUUUGGAGCUAUCUGGUCAUAAGCGUCGUUUGGUAUGGGAAGCGACACCCAAAUCGAUACACGAUGGUGUCCAAACGGCAAUCAAUACAAACGACUGCCUUGUAUUCGAUACCACGCUGGCGCAAAGGUUCUCGGAAAACGGUAAUCUCGGCAUCAAUGUUACCAUCUGUCCCGUGUGAACACAAGCAGUUUGAUUCUCACUUUGUCCAUGUAUCAUGACUAUCUUUCUCUCUUUCCCUUUCUUUCAUUCCGCAAUCUUAAAUUAAAUAAAUAAAUAAAAUACACUUGAUGUUUUUGGAAAAAA
Dermatophagoides pteronyssinus (European house dust mite) is the source of this 1024-nucleotide messenger RNA. RefSeq names its product E3 ubiquitin-protein ligase Siah1-like. Gene Ontology annotation, cellular component: cytoplasm. Gene Ontology annotation, biological process: proteasome-mediated ubiquitin-dependent protein catabolic process; multicellular organism development. Gene Ontology annotation, molecular function: ubiquitin protein ligase activity; zinc ion binding; ubiquitin conjugating enzyme binding. NCBI's taxonomy places the organism in Eukaryota, Metazoa, Arthropoda, Arachnida, Sarcoptiformes, Pyroglyphidae. The record is from RefSeq and is a predicted model, not a curated record.